Pungitius pungitius (ninespine stickleback) is the source of this 2635-nucleotide messenger RNA. Its product is annotated as cilia- and flagella-associated protein 73-like. The transcript is spliced from 6 exons. The record is from RefSeq and is a predicted model, not a curated record. Bases 567 to 1529 code for a protein of 320 amino acids. Lineage: Eukaryota; Metazoa; Chordata; Actinopteri; Perciformes; Gasterosteidae.
UACAUUAUAACAUUUAAUGAAAUCUUUUAAUUUUAUUAUUUAUAGCAUCCAUUUGAAUGCUGUUGUGAAAUCUGACACUUUUAUUACACUAUAUCUGUUUUAUAGCAAGCAAAGAGAUACUUCAUGUGAUCCAUCCACAUUUGAUGUGAAAGUAGUGCAGGGCCACACACCCGUAGAUGGGACGCUGUGGACGUGCAGCAUGUCUGGGUUCAGCAUUAAAGCCGCUCCACUAUUUCUUUUUGUAAUGGUAAAGUCAUUGGUGUCUGCUCCCUCAGGAAUAAAACAUUACAAGAACAUGUCGCAGUUUGAAUUUGGUUUCAACAAACUGCUCUUCGGAGACCUUAGACGUUUACGUUACUAUAGAAACGGCAUCUCGGGGCGUUCGUACAAAGUUUAAAACAUUUAGAAAACGUUAAAGACACAACUGUUCAGAGACAACCGGGAGCGAUGGACCGUAGGAGCAUCGGGUAUGAGCCGCAUUCACUGAGGAGCUCCCGGUAGCUCGGUGCGCACUGACGGGAGCCUUAUGUCUCCGUGCGCGUGUGUGUCCCCCGGCCCCCGGCCUUAUGUCUCCGUGCGCGUGUGUGUCCCCAGGCCCCCGGCCUUAUGUCUCCGUGCGCGUGUGUGUCCCCAGGGUCCCGGCCCCGGCAGCAGAGGCGUCAGAUGACUGCAGCCCCUUCCUCUGGGACUUCCUGCGGCUCCGCCGGACCGACCAAGCGCUGGAUGAGCAGACGGAGCAGCGCAGACAGAUAUUGAAUAGUUUGGUGCAGCCCAGGAAUGAAUUGCAUGCAGAGAUCCAGAAAUUGCAGGAUGCACCUUUAAUCCAUUAUCUGCAGGAGGAAGACGCUGGUAGGCUUUUGAAGGAAGCAGAGAGGGAGACGGGAGUGAUGCUCCAAUUGGACGCGGAGCUGGAGAGGCUGAAACUGGUGUAUGCUGAGAAGAUGGAGAACAAAAAGGAGCAAGAGCGUCUGAUUCAGAAAGGCUUUGUGUGUAAGCUCUUCAUGGGGCAGGCCAUCGGGCUGACUAAGUUUGAGAAUGUGAAGGAGCUCACGGAUCAUGUGGAGAAUCUUCUCUACGUACGAGACCUAUACCAGAAGAAGGAGGAAAAGGCGAGUGAGCAGGUGGACCGGCUGCGAACGUCACUGGUGACACUGAGGAGCAAUCGGCGCCUGCCACGUCUGGAGAAGAAAAACCGCCUGACGCAGCUCUACAGGGAUUUAGAGAAGAUGCGCGCUCAAACUCUGCACUGGGAAAGCAAGUGGAACUACAUCCAGGAGACGACUGCGAGGAAAACACUGCUGCUGGGACGGAUUAAGAUGGCGACCCUUAACCUCUACGAAAUGACCAUCGACAGCGUGGAAGGAGACAUGGUCAGCGUUAUGAAUGACACAAAGACACAGCUCGAUGAGAUUGUUGCGUUCAUCAAGGACUAUGAAGACAUACUGGAAAAAUAUGUACAGAAAAUAGAACAGUCGAAGCGGCAACACAAGCCCAAAAGCUCUGUUGAACCACCAGUUGUUCUUAUGUAAAACCUGAAGGCCAUGGGUCAUUUAUCUCCUCUUUUGUUAUUAAUAUGGAAAUAUUAUAAGUUAUGAAACAGUUCCUAUUGUUUUAACUACACAUGGGAGGUUGAAUUCAUUAAACUGGAUAAAUCCCGUGCAUCAAAUUGGAACAUCAAAUAAACGGCUAAUGUUGGUGGUUCAUACCUCUGCUCGGAAUGUUCACAUGACAAACGAAUGGUGAUGAUUCAUCGAGAAGGUAUUUAUUUAUUUAAGGUUGAUUACGGAUCACAGUGCUGCAGUCCUUUAUGAAUGUGUACUUCACAACGAUACAAAAUAUUAGUGGCAAUACUUUGUUCAAAUCCAUGCACUCCAUCCAUAGGGCAGGAAAAGGUUUCUCCAGCUUCCUCACCCCCUUCCUUUCCUAAUCUAAUCCGAUCAGCUGCCAGUAGGCCUGAGAACCGGGAUGGUGUGGGUCAUGGUGUUGGGGUGUGAGAGUAAAAAGUGGAUAGAAUGGCAAGUGGACAUUAAAGAAAUGUGAGAGGAGAUGAAUUUAUACACCGACAGGCCCCGUGCAUACUACUAAUUAAUAACUAUUGGAGCAGGUAUUAAUAAAAUACCAAUAAAAUGUCUUGCUGAUUGAUGUGAGAAAAUGCUGAAAAUACAGGAUGGAGAAAUGCUGAAAUGAAUUGCUGAAAAAACACGAAUAACAUUUUCUUUGAUAUAACAGCAAUAGAAAUACUUGUUGUAUUGUUGCAUUAUUAGUAGUCGUUUCAGUAAUAUUAGUAUUUAUAGUAGUAGUUGGUGUAAUAGAAUAAUAGGUUGGUGAAGUAGUAGUUUCAGCAGUCUUUGAGCAACAUUCCAACAAUAAAACAGAAGUUGAAUAAAGAUUACCUGGGAUGCUGAACCAGCAUUCUGCUUCCGGUGGCACCCUUCAAAAUAAAACGAUCAAAUGACAUGACUAUGUGUUUCUAACAUGUCCACCGGUUUCCUAACAGUCUGUGUUUACGUAUUGCUGUGUUGUUACACAUGUAAUACCUGUGUGGGGAACGAUAGUUGAAAGAAUAUAAAAUAAUAAACCGAUGGGUGACGUCACGGUGGCCGCGCCCACUUCUUACGUCCGCCUUACAAGCGCA